GUUCCUUCACGGUGCCUUCACGGACCCUCAGUUGUCGGAGUGUCUCUAAACUCAGCUCAGCUCAGCGGACCCCGACGACAGCGCGCCGGGGAGUUUCGUUUUCUCGGCACACUUCCGUGUUGCGCUGUCGCUUGCAGCGAGACGACGCCCGGCCUUCUUCCGUUCGUCUCAUGCCCGUCCACGGGCGCCCGCGCCCCGGCGAACGGCUCCCGCGGUGAGCCGAGCGGAUCCUCGCGGUGGCGCUCGGACGUUAGCUCGAGCGGCUAAUCUGCUCUUCGCUGCUUCCCGCCGCCUCGCGUUGUCGCUUCGGCUCGCCUGGUCGACGUUGGCUGCUCUCGGGUACCGUCGGGACGCGGAAGUGGUCACGAAGACGGUCCCGUCGAAGCAAGUCGUCGCCAUUCCGAUGCCAGGUGGCGGGAGGGAACCUAGAGGCUAACUAGCAGCUGCCCACACAGCCACUGCGGCAUUUGGACGCCAGCAUGCCAGCAGGAGUUUGCGGCUGCUGCGGGCCGUUGAGGCCUCGUUACAAACGUCUAGUGGAUAACAUCUUCCCUGAGGACCCAAAGGAUGGUCUGAGUAAGUCGGACAUGGAGAAGCUGACCUUCUACGCCGUGUCUGCUCCGGAAAAGCUGGACCGCAUCGGGGCGUACCUGGCGGAGCGACUCAGCCGCGACGUGGUGCGACACCGCUACGGGAAUGUGGUGAUUGCUAUGGAGGCCCUGGACCAGCUUCUCAUGGCGUGCCACUCGCAGAGCAUCAAACCCUUUGUGGAGAGCUUCCUGCACAUGGUGGCCAAGCUGCUGGAGUCCCGAGAACCGGACCUGCAGGUUCUGGGGACCAACUCGUUUGUUAAAUUUGCCAACAUCGAGGAGGACACUCCGUCUUACCACCGCCGCUACGACUUCUUCGUGUCUCAGUUCAGUGCCAUGUGUCACUCCACCCACGAGGACCCAGACACCAGGAGCAGGAUCCGCGUGGCGGGAAUUAAAGGCUUGCAGGGGGUGGUCCGAAAGACUGUCAACGACGAGCUCCAGGCCAUCAUCUGGGAGCCGCAGCACAUGGACAAACUGAUCCCGUCCAUGCUAUUUAACAUGCAGGACGCUGACGACCUUGACAGGAAUGGGGCGGGGCACCCCAGCACGCCAUGCGUGUCCGUUCAGGACGGCGAGGAGAACCCGUCCACGUUAGCGGAGAGCUGCUUCCGGGAACUGCUGGGACGCGCAGCCUACGGCAACAUGAACAACGCUGUGAGACCUGUGCUGGUGCACCUGGACAACCAUCACUUGUGGGAGCCCAAUGAAUUUGCAGUCUCCUGCUUCAGGAUCAUCAUGUACUCAAUCCAGGCGCAGCACUCUCACCACGUCAUCCAGCAGGUCCUGGGCCACCUUGAUACCCACAACAAAAACACCCCCAGGGUGCGCGCUGGCAUUGUGCAGGUGCUACUGGAGACUGUGGCCAUCGCUGCCAAAGGCUCCGUGGGAACCAUUCAAGAGUGCAAACCAGGUGACGCAGUGGACAGCGAACCAGCCACGCCUCCCAACAUGUGGCUGGGUCCCACGGUGCUGGAGGUGUUCGACACGCUGCUCAAGCACUUGAGGAUGAGCGUGGACCUAGAACUGGGCGAGAGUUCGCGCAGGAACUCGGCCUGCAGCGCUUCAUCGGGCCGCGCCAAGGAGAGCGACGAGCGCAUCGUGCAAAACGCCAUCAUUCGGACCGUUGGAUUCUUUGGGGGAAACCUGCCUGACUACCAGAGAGCUGAGGUGAUGAUGUUUAUCAUGGGCAAGGUGCCAGUCUACGGGACCCCCUGCCACGCGUUGGACACCGUCAAGAUUGGGCAUCAGGGAACCAAAAGGAUCCAGACCAUGCUGCUCAGCUCCCUCAUUAUGGUGACAUCGGGUUUCAAGUCCAAGUCGAUGACGGGCGCGCUGCCGUCCCCCUUCCUUGACCCGCUUUUGUCCAUCUCGCUGAUGGAGGACGGCGAGCUGCGGCAACUGGUGCUGGAGAUCUUGCACAACAUCAUCGACAGACACGACAACCGCGCCAAGCUCCGAGGCAUCAGGAUCAUCCCCAACGUGGGCGCUCUGAAGAUCAAACGAGAAAAGAUCUCCAAGCAGGAUGUGGCCUUCAUGAAGAAGCACGGCCAGCAGCUGUACCGCCACAUCUACCUGGGCUGCAAGGAGGACGACAACGCGCACAAGAACUUCGAGCUGCUCUUCACCACGCUCGCCGUCCUCACCAUCGAGCUGGCCAACGAGGACGUCGUCAUUGAGCUCGUGCGACUGGCCGUCGCGCUCCAGGACAUGGCCUUGUCCACGGAGGAGAAUUUGUCCAUGUGGCUGCGCUGCAGCGUCUUGGCCUUAGUGGCGGCGUACCUCAACUUCCUCGGCCAGAUGAUCGCGAACACCGCCUUCUGCCAGCACGUCAGCAAGGUCAUUGAGCUGAGGAACAUGGAUGCUCCCUACCUUCUCCCGGAACACGUCUUCAGGGACAAGUGCUCGCUUCCCGAACGCUUGGACAAGGACGAUGCGGCGCUCUUCUUUCAGAGCGCCGAUAUGGCCGACAGUCUGGCGGGGGCGGGCUAUAACGCAGACAGACUCAACGUUCCUUACGUGCCGCAGGUCACAGUGCUUUACACGGUGGGAAAAAUCCUGCACAGGUGCAAACAGACAUCCAGAGAUGAAGAUCGUCUGACCAGGAGGAAGAGCUUGGUGGACACCGUCUCGCUGCAGGUGGACAUCUUGGCCAGCAGCCUGCCCGACAAGUCGCAACUUGCCGAGGAGAUCACCUUCGAGACCCUGAAGAAAGCUAUUGACACGAGCGUCCUGGAGGAUCAAGAACGCGAGCGUCGUCGUCAGGUGAUGGAGAAAUUCCAGAAAGCGCCGUUUGAAGAGAUCGCCGCGCACUGCGAGUCCAAGGCCAACAUGCUGCACGAGCGUCUGACGCACAUCUUCGAACUCACUAUCAGACCUCCCCCGAGUCCGUCCGGCGUGGUGUCCGUAUCUUCGGGCCACGCCCAGCACCAGUCCGUGCCCGUCUAUGAAAUGAAAUUUCCUGACUUGUGCGUCUACUAAGCGCACAUGCGAGCCUCAUCAUCACGCCGGGAAAAAAACACACCGAUGAAGGGCGCCGAGCCACAAGGGGGCGCCAGCACUUGCUAAAAACUUUUAAGCUUCAUCACAUCAAGGUAUAUCCAAAAAUAGAGUUGUACUUAGUGCAAUUGACUUAACUCAGGGGUGUCUAAACUGUUUUUUUUCUCUGAGAGCUGCUAUUUGUUACCGUAUUUUCGGGACUAUAGGUCACACCGGAAUUUAAGUGGGAAUUUUUGAAGGGGAACGUACUGUAUUUUGUCCGCCAUUUGUCGCCAAGUAGCUCAAAUGCAGGAGCUUGUAUAACUUAAGCAGCAAAAGAGCUGUUCAAAAGAAAUGAAUAGUUGCCAAAACCACAGCAUUAACAGUUACGAAUAACUGUGCAUGCUAACAGAAGCGCCCUUUAGCUUAGCGAGUGACUACGUUGCCGCACUUCAGCUCGACAAUGGCACGACUUUGGUUGUGUGCACCAAUCAUACUUGCAGAUUGGGUUAAUACUCAGCUCGCCAAUAGUUCCCUUAGCUUAGCUUAGCUUAGCCUAGCCAUAGACUUCAUAAUGCAGGGGUCUCAAACCGGUCCUCAAAGGGCCGCAGUGGGUACUGGAUUUCAUUCCAACCAAACGAGAACAAUCCCUUUUCACCAAUCUGGUGUCUAACAAGUGUAAUCAGUUAAUUGCAGUCAGGUGCUGCUUACUUUAGCAGAAACCUCAUUGGUUGAACUGUCUGUUUUGGAUCUGUUGGAACAAAGACCAGGACCCACUGCGGCCCUUUGUGGAAUCGGUUUGAGACCCCUGCCAUAAUGUAUUGACGGGACACGGGGCGCAGGGCCGAUAAAUAGGGGGCCUGCAUUGUUGGCGAGGCCGUCAAAGCUAACCGAGUGGAAUCACAGACAAAGAGCGUUUUUCAUUGAAAAUUCUUGUAUAUAAAUGCUUAAAUCCUUGAAUUCUUUAUAGAUAUGGACGUAAAACGGUCUCAAUUCUUGGUUAAAAGUAGGGCUGUCAAACGAUUAAAAUUUUUAAUCGAGUUAAUCACAGCUUAAAAAUUGAUUAAUCGCAAUUCAUACCAUCUAUAAAAUAUGCCUUAUUUUUCUGUAAAUUAUUGUUGGAAUGGAAAGAUAAGACACAAGACGGAUACAUAUAUAUUCAACAUACUGUACAUAAGUACUGUAUUUGUUUAUUGUAACAAUAAAUCAACAAGAUGGCAUCAACAUUAACAUUCUGUUAAAGCGAUCCAUGGAUAGAAAGACUUGUAGUUCUUAAAAGAUAAAUUGUAGUACAAAUUAAAACAUAAAAACUAAAAAACAAACAAAAAACAAAAAAUAAACUAGUAGCUCGCCAUUGUUGAUGUCAAUAAUUACACAAUGCUCAUGGUGCAUAAAAUCAGUCGCAGCCAAGCGCCAGCAGAGGGAGACAAAAAAACACAAGUAACAAGUGGACAUGACACACUGCUGUCAUUUUAAUCUGUUUGAGCGGGGCAUGUGCGUUAAUUGCGUCAAAUAUUUUAACGUGAUUAAUGAAAAAAAUGAAUUACCGCCCGUUAACGCGAUAAUUUUGACAGCCCUAGUUAAAAGCAAAAAAAAACAUGCAGUUAGCAUUUAUUUUACGUAAAUAUGUCGAAGUACGAUGCUAGUCUGUUAGUCAAUGUAGCGGCCGCCAUAUGUAAACAGCUUUUCCGGUGAAAAUUCUUGUGAAUAAAUGCUUAAAUCCCUGAAUUCUUUAAGUUAAUAUGUUAAAGUACAAUCGAGUCUGUUAGUAAAUGUAGUUAGCGGCUGCCUGAUGUAAACAGAAUCUAAACAAAUCCCUGAAUUCUUUAUCGAUAUGGACAUAAAACAGUCUUGAUUUUUGGUUAAAAGCAACAAAAAAAAGUGCAGUUUGCCUUUAUUUUACGUAAAUAUGUCUAAGUAAAAUGCUAGUCUGUUAGUGAACGUAGCUAGCGGCCGUCUGAUGUAAACAGAGCUUUUCCGGUGAAAAUUCUUGUGAGUAAAUGCUUAAAUUCCCGAAUUCUUUAUAGAUAUGGACGUAAACAGUCUCGAUUCUUGGUUAAAAGCAUCAACAAAAAAAACCUCCUGUCAGCGUUUAUUUUACGUAAAUAUGUCGAAGUACAAUGCUAGUCUGUUAGUCAAUGUAGCUAGCGGCCACCUGUUGUAAACAGAGCCUUUCCCGUGAAAAUUCUUAUGAAUAAAUGCUUAAAUCCCCGAAUUCUUCAUAUAAAUGGAUGUAAAACAGUAUCGAUUCUUGGUUAAAAGCAAAAAAAACAAAAACGUGCAGGUAGCAUUUAUUUUGCGUAAAUAUUGCAAGCAAUGAGGCUAGUCAGUUCAGAAACCAUGCCAGGCCACGUCAUGUGUAAACAAAGAAGAUUCUUGUGAAAAAGGCUUAAGUCACUGAAUUCUUUAUAGAUGUAAAACAGUCUCGAAUCUUGGUUUAAAGCAAAAAAAAAAAAAAAAAAAAAAAACGGACAGUUGGCAGUUAUUUUAAGUAAAUAUUGCGAAGUAUAAUUCCAAUGUUGUAGCGGCUAAUUUCUCCCAUUGAUUUUUUUUUCGCAACGUUUCAAAAUGCAUGCAUGGUAUGAAAAAUAUAAUAAUUACCUUGUAUCCUCAAACAAAUCACUCCUUAGAGAAUCCUUUCUGUUUGUAUGCGCUACAGCUUCCGUACUUUUUCAACAGUCCAAGCUUUUUAUUAUUAUUAUUAUCCAUAUUCAUUUUGACUUUUCUUUUUACUAGGGCUGUCAAAAUUAUCGCGUUAACGGGCGGUAAUUAUUUUUCAAAAUUAAUCACGUUAAAAUAUUUGACGCAAUUAACGCAAAUGCCCCGCUCAAACAGAUUAAAAUGACAGCACAGUGCAAUGCCAACUUGUUACUUGUGUUUUUGGGAGUUUUGUCACCCUCUGCUGGCACUUGGGUGCGACUGAUUUUAUGGGCUUAAGCACCCAUGAGCAUUGUGUAAUUAUUGACAUCAACAACGGCGGGCUACUCAUUUAUUUUUUGAUUGUAAAUUUUACAAAUUUUAUUAAAACGAAAACAUUAAGAGGUGUUUUAAUAUAAAAUUUCUAUAACUUGUACAAACAUUUAUCUUUUAAGAACUACAAGUCUUUCUAUCCAUGGAUCGCUUUAACAGAAUGUUAAUAAUGUUAAUACCAUCUUGUUGAUUUAUUGUUAUAAUAAACAAAUACCGUAUGUUGAAUGUAUAUAUCCAUCUUGUGUCUUAUCUUUCCAUUCCAACAAUAAUUUACAGAAAAAGAUGGCAUAUUUUAGAGAUGGUUUGAAUUGUGAUUACUUACGAUUAAUUAAUUUUUAAGAUGUAAUUAACGCGAUUAAAAAUUGUAUUCGUUUGACAGUCCUACUUUUUACAAAUUUGAAAAAAAAGGUUUCAUUAGGACCUUAUUUUUCAAAUUUUGGGAUUCUCUGAGAAUUGCUUCAUGUUCAGGUAUUUAAGGGUUAAAUCCGGCUUAUGCUUGCAGCGUCUUCUGUCUUCUACUGACAAUUACUAAAUGAAGCGGACUUUGGCACAGCCCCCUACGGCAAGGCGUGAAGCAAAGAAUGAUGAAAUGUCAGAUCAAUAGGUUUUGAAGUCUAUGGCUUGACAUACGACCAUAUCGACUUAUGGACGAGCUGCUGGAACGAAUUAACUUCGUAUGUAGAGGUACCACUGUACAGUAGAGUCAAUACUGGCAUCUUCUUAAUCACAAGCCAAGAGCGCCCUCUGGCGGCUGGUUCAUGGUCGGCAAGUUUUACAUAUGUCAAAUUCUAUACUUUUAACAUCAAGUCGCACCUGAGUAUAAAUCACAGGCUCAGCCAAAGUAUUAAAAACAAGUGUGACUUAUAGUCUGGUAAAUACAGUAUGUACCGUAUCACAUGAAAUGAACCUACGUGAAAUUGGUUUCCAGUCAGAUUCAAAUUUGUACAGAAAUGAUGUCAAUUGUGCCGCUAUCGUUUUUUAGAUACAGUGAUCCCUUGUUUUUUGCGGUUAAGUUUCUUUCAUCAUUAGCUUCGGGCUAAUAAAAGCGAAGUUUAGACGCCCCUGACUUAACUAAUUGGCUGCCACUGACAGCGCUAGACGUCCAAUCCAUAUUCAUGGUUGUUCUUUUGCCCCACCUAGUAAAACGGAUUGGACGUCUUGCGCUGUCGACGGCACCGACAUGUAAAAUGUCCAAACUCAAUCGAUGUCUAGCGCUGUCGGCGACAGUGUUUUAGACAGUUUUAAUGUGUCGAUGGCGCGCCGCACGCCUGACAACACAUGUAGAUUUUGAUGAAGCGCGGUAGAAAAUGUAGACUUGAUUUUUGUAAAGAGUUGUCUUAGUUUGUGAAUGUAUCAUUUUAACACGAGAUCAUCUAUUUUUCUAGCAUUGCCUGCUGUUUGUCACUCGAUCUGACGUCUGCGCUCGCUCACGCAAACAAAGUCGAUGCAACAAAAAUAUCACUAACCAAUCAAUCACAAUCGCAGUCUUUCCUGGUAAAUGUGAGCUGCAAAUUUCUGCACGCACACCUCCGUAUUUUUCCAUUUUGCGUCACGAAAGCCUCACGGGGCCAUCGCCGGCUGUCGUUCAAAGAAUGUCAAUAAAAGUCUUUCAAUUUG
This is a messenger RNA of Corythoichthys intestinalis (scribbled pipefish), 7655 nucleotides long. It is a transcript of the gene efr3a, whose product is annotated as EFR3 homolog A (S. cerevisiae). The record is from RefSeq and is a predicted model, not a curated record. Lineage: Eukaryota; Metazoa; Chordata; Actinopteri; Syngnathiformes; Syngnathidae. Gene Ontology annotation, cellular component: plasma membrane. Bases 480 to 3071 code for a protein of 863 amino acids. Gene Ontology annotation, biological process: protein localization to plasma membrane. The transcript has 25 exons.